AUGUCGAGUGCGGAUGAUGGUGAACGUGGGGGCACUGCAGCUGCACCCUCGCGCGCAACCUCCGCCGUCCACUCACCUGCCGACCACUCCCAUCAUUCUUCGGCCUCUACAUCACAGCCCUCUUCCACUCUUGACGAUACAGACUUCUCGACCUGGUCAAGCAGCUUGGGAUCUCAUACCGUAAAUACCUUUUCCACCAGCCAGUCGCCCGCCUAUUUGUUCUCGACCGACACCUCCAUUAACACCGGUGCCCAUAUCUCCCAAGCUACAAAAGCCGCAGAUUCCAGCCUCAGUCCCAACCUGGAUCUCUCCACCCCAGACGUCCUUGCUCGCAAUGAGUCGCUGUUACGGGACGCCGUCUUCCCCGAGUGGAAGGACGAUACCCCUUCCUCCGUCCUCGACAGUCCAGAAGAGAUGCAGAAGAAGGACCCUCUAGGCACUCAGAUAUGGAAAUUGUAUAGCCGGACCAAGUCUCGCCUCCCCAACCAGGAGCGCAUGGAAAACCUGACUUGGCGGAUGAUGGCUAUGAAUCUACGCCGGCGAGAGCAACAGCAAGCAGCAGCAAAACAAGCACAGUUCAAAAGCCCUACUCCUCCUUCCUCGGGUCCUAGUGGCAUAGCACAGCAGCUCCGCAAGUCCGUGGACAAGUCUGCCGAAUUCGAGCAAACCACAGAUCCUAUGAACCUCGACGACUUUAUAGUGCCGAGCUCGGUCGCCUCUCCAGCAGGGAUAACGUCUCCUGCUCCGUCAGAGACGGUCGGCCGAUCAAUGAUGGCACAGGCCCCUCCUAUCCCCAUUGCUUCCCGUAACAAACCCCAAGUCCAGAUUCCCAAGAAUCUACCCCCGUCGUCAAUGCCUCAGACCUCUAUCCCAACACACCGGACAUCAGAAUUUGAGUACGUGAAGAAGAGGGUCCGCAAGACGAGCAUUGACGAGAGGAGGGGUAACCGCAAGCGUCCGGCAGAAUUCUCUCCUCAAGUACCUCCUCUACCUGCACCUCAUGCUACCAACGGUACCGAAAUGGACACUGGUGUACCUGAUUACGCGCUUGAUCAAUCAUCAGCAGCCCAAUUCCCGGGCCAACCUAGCUUUCCAGGGUCAAUGUCUCUUCACCUAGAUUCUUUCCACCUGAGCGACGACCCAAUUCUAACAUCUGCUGGGCCAUUCCAACAAAACUUUGCAUUUUCCCCCGCCGCCUCGCCCAUGGUCACCAACGGGCCGUUCUCGAAUGUGUAUACGCAAUCAUCAAUGGCUUCGUCCUUAAACUCGGCGGACUUUUAUUCCCCGCCUCAAUCCGGCUAUGCUUCUGCUGUUUCAACGCCCCAGCCGGGCCACGAAGUAGAUGGUCAGGGAUUUUACUUUGACCAUAGUGGCCACACACGGACCAUGCCUUUUUACCCAUCCCACCGAGGGAACCAUUUGAUGACCCCCUCGGCACCGCAGUUUGCGUACGGAUCCAACAAUGAACAGGUGUAUUCCCUUAUGAAUGGGGUAGCUUCGACACAGACGGCAACUGGGUUUUCGAUGCAGCAACACGUUGAUCCUUCUCGGGUGCUGGUGCCGGAAUAUGGACGACGAGUCUCUCCAGGAAUUUCUGUGGCGGGAAAUGACAACUUGUUCCAGUUCGGCGCCGAUUCUGACGCGGAAGACGAGGACGCCAAUUUCGCAAUGAUCCAAUCUGAAUAUGGCCAGAUUAGUGACCCAACAUUGGACCUAAACUCGGGUUUGCAGUGGGAUCCCAAUGUUGCCGAUUACAGUAGCAUGCAGCGAUUCGGCAGCGCUCCGGGGAAACAGGUGAGAAUUGGAGGAGCGGAAAUGGUCAAUUCUCCUCCGGAUUGGGGUUCGUCGAUGCUCAGUCGCACACAUGGUUCAGCUGCCUCAAUCAGCGACAUUCGGAAUCGCGACCAAGAUCCCAGGAGACAGAAGAUUCCUCGAACAACUUCGACUCCAGCUCUAUCCAACCAGCAUAUGCAGUCUAGUGGUAGUUCGCCCGGUGAGUCUGGCUUUAGCAGUCGACAACCAUCGAGACCAGGCAGCCCUGGACCUAAGAACACGGAUCAAAAUGGUGUUCCAACGACCUGCACCAACUGUUUUACCCAGACUACACCUCUCUGGCGUCGAAACCCAGAAGGUCACCCGUUGUGCAAUGCGUGUGGAUUGUUUCUCAAACUGCAUGGUGUUGUGCGCCCUUUGUCGCUAAAGACCGAUGUCAUCAAGAAGCGAAAUCGUGGUAGCGGAAAUACGGUGCCCAUAGGGUCUACGGCCACCAGAGCAUCCAAAAAAGCCUCUCGUAAGAAUUCAGUGCAGCAGACACCAGCAACUACACCGACUUCUGGCAAUGCUGCCAGCGAGCAGAAUUCGGCAUCCCCGUCUUCUGUGCAGGGCUCUGUGCACUCGGGAUCGGCUGUGACGACACCCACCAGCUAUCCACCUGGCACCACUGGAGGGAAACCUGGGGUCGUACCAAUUGCCGCGGCGCCACCCAAGCCACCUGUUCAGCCUGGUCCCAACAUGACCAGACCGGUUCAGGUGACACCGAAACGCCAGCGACGGCAGUCACGGGCGUCAACCAACACAUUGCCCAUUAUACCCGGAAGCAGUGGUCCGACAAAUGAGGCGGAAAUGCACGACACUAGCCAGUCGACCCCCAGGGUCACUCAAGCCCCCGUUACCCGGGCCAAGGCGGCCAGUAUGUCUUCGACCGCAGGAGCCACCACAAUGGCAUCGGUAAUGCAGGGAGGUCUGCUCAACUCCGGUGUUGCGAACAUGGGUAGCGGUCCGCAUGGGAACAGCCAAGAAUGGGAAUGGCUGACUAUGAGUUUGUGA
Messenger RNA from Fonsecaea nubica, 2826 nucleotides. RefSeq lists its product as hypothetical. Bases 1 to 2826 code for a protein of 941 amino acids. Gene Ontology annotation, cellular component: nucleus. The transcript is spliced from 3 exons. The record is from RefSeq and is a predicted model, not a curated record. NCBI's taxonomy places the organism in Eukaryota, Fungi, Ascomycota, Eurotiomycetes, Chaetothyriales, Herpotrichiellaceae. Gene Ontology annotation, molecular function: RNA polymerase II cis-regulatory region sequence-specific DNA binding; DNA-binding transcription factor activity, RNA polymerase II-specific; zinc ion binding. Gene Ontology annotation, biological process: nitrate assimilation; positive regulation of transcription by RNA polymerase II; negative regulation of transcription by RNA polymerase II.